AUGUACCUGGUGAUUCUGCUGUAUCUGGGGUGGUUCAUGUACCUGAUGAUUCUGGUGUAUCUGGUGUGGUUGAUGUACCUGAUGAUUCUGGUGUAUCUGGUGUGGUUGAUGUACCUGAUGAUUCUGGUGUAUCUGGUGUGGUUGAUGUACCUGAUGAUUCUGCUGUAUCUGGUGUGGUUGAUGUACCUGAUGAUUCUGGUGUUUCUGGUGUGGUUCACGUACCUGGUGAUUCUGGUGUAUCUGCGGUGGUUGAUGUACCUGGUGAUUCUGCUGUAUCUGGUGUGGUUGAUGUACCUGGUGAUUCUGCUGUAUCUCCUGUGGUUGAUGUACCUGGUGAUUCUGGUGUAUCUGGUGUGGUUGAUGUACCUGGUGAUUCUGCUGUAUCUAGGGUGGUUGAUGUACCUGGUGAUUCUGCUGUAUCUGCUGUGGUUGAUGUACCUGGUGAUUCUGAUGUAUCUGGUGUGGUUCAUGUACCUGGUGAUUCUGGUGUAUCUGGUGUGGUUGAUGUACCUGAUGAUUCUGGUGUAUCUGGUGUGGUUGAUGUGCCUGUUGUGUCUAGUAGGUAAUCUAGCCUGUUGUGUAUCUAGUGGUUGA
Haliotis rubra (blacklip abalone) is the source of this 594-nucleotide messenger RNA. Its product is annotated as cytochrome b-like. Bases 1 to 594 code for a protein of 197 amino acids. The transcript has a single exon. NCBI's taxonomy places the organism in Eukaryota, Metazoa, Mollusca, Gastropoda, Lepetellida, Haliotidae. The record is from RefSeq and is a predicted model, not a curated record.